Messenger RNA from Drosophila ananassae, 865 nucleotides. RefSeq lists its product as uncharacterized. The coding region runs from base 31 to 783 and encodes 250 amino acids. The transcript is spliced from 2 exons. Lineage: Eukaryota; Metazoa; Arthropoda; Insecta; Diptera; Drosophilidae. The record is from RefSeq and is a predicted model, not a curated record.
GCUUUUGGCAGUUUAUAGCUAGUCUUCGCCAUGAGAGCUUCUUGUGUAAUUGUCGCGGUUCUUCUCUGCUGCUCCCUGAGCUCCGCUACGCUCUUCGAUGAUCAGCUCCGCGAGUUGACGGAGUUCAUCCGCCUGCAGAUGCGUUGUGGCUAUCCCGCCAGAGGCGUUCCUGUCUUGGCUCCAGCUAAGAUCGCCUUCCAGGAAAUCAACAUCAACACAGAUAACUUUGGCUGCAAUGGAAACUUUACCGACCUGGUUGUGGAGGGCCUGGACGGGUACGAGAUUUCCCAGCUGGAAUGGAGUAACAUCCGUCACACCAUCAAGUUCGACAUAAAGUUCCCCAAGAUAUCCCUGAAAAGCACCAACUACAAGCUGAACCUUCUGGCUGGUCUCUUCGGAGAUCGGUUUUUCCUGUGGGGCGAUGGGGUCUUCGAUCUAGAGUUGGUCGACUUCCGAGCCCACGGCAGCUUCAUUAUCAGACCGACCACGGCCACCAGCGGAGUGCAUGUCCAGAGCUGGAAGGUGAAUUGGGAACUGGGAGAGGCCAAGUCCCAGACUACAGGGAUCAUGGACAGUCGCAUGUACUCCAAAUUCAUUAAUGAGCUGAUCAAGGAGUACCUGGACAUUCUGGUCAACGACAACCCCACCGAGGUCAGCGAGUUCAUGGAGGAGCUCAUUGUGCCGCCCAUGAACGUGGUGCUGGCCAAUGUGGCCUGGUACGAGAUAACGGCUAUCAUUCUGGGCCUGGUCAACGGCGUUCUGCCGGUGGAGCCGAUUUGCUGAGUGGCUCGCCCAGGAAGUCGGCAGCCAGGUGUUUCAAGUGGUUACCUUUUAAUAAAUGACUCACUCGAGAUAACAAUUAAAA